This is a messenger RNA of Gadus morhua (Atlantic cod), 1234 nucleotides long. RefSeq lists its product as uncharacterized. The record is from RefSeq and is a predicted model, not a curated record. NCBI's taxonomy places the organism in Eukaryota, Metazoa, Chordata, Actinopteri, Gadiformes, Gadidae. The transcript is spliced from 2 exons. Bases 160 to 1065 code for a protein of 301 amino acids.
UAAUUUGAUGUCCAGGACUGGUUAUGUUGAAAGGUAGCAAAAUGAUUAACCUUAUCGUUGAUAACUUACUGAUGUCUGAUGCUGUUAUUUCUACAGAACCCUCAACCAGCUCUGCAAUCCAGGAGACUGAUGGGUUGACUGGUGGGAUGACACACCGUGAUGCCUCUACACAGGGCAACACAGUGUCCCGAACAACAUCUUGUACACACCGAACUUCUCCGGAAUGAUCGGCUGUGUCUACUGUACACUGGGUUGUCAGUGGAUGCCUUUGAGGCUUUAUCCGACGACCUUAAAGAAGGAUGCAGAAUCUCUCAGCUACAUCCCAAGGAUCAACUGUUGAUGACCCUGAUGGAGCUCCGGCUGAACCUAUUGCAGGCCGACAUCGCAGAGAGGUUCAGAGUGUCCCAGUCUGUGGUCAGUAGGAUAAUCUCUCAGUGGCUGGACUUCAUGGAGGAGAAGAUGAUGUGCUAUGUUCCAUGGCUGCCCAGGAAGACGAUCCAGGCAACGAUGCCACAGAGCUUCAAGGAACAUUAUCCAUUAACCACAUGCGUAAUCGACUUUUCUGAGACCCCUCUUCAGAAGGCUCACAAUCUGGACUCAGGAGGCGAGUCUUACAGUCAUUACUAUGGACAUAAUACAAUCAAGUUCCUCAUAGCUAUUUCACAAUGUGGUUUGAUUAUGUUCAUCCCUCCAGCAUAUGGUGGGAAAUGCAGUGACAAGUUCAUCACAACCAACUCAGGGUUUCUGGAGUAUCUGCGUCCAGGUGAUGAGGUGAUGGCUGACCGAGUAGUUGUUAUCCAAGAUCUUCUGUUUGAACGUCAAGUCAAGCUCGUCCUGCCAGCUUUCACCAGAAGAGGCCUUCCGUUGUCCGAAGAAGACACCACCAACACGAGGCGCAUAACUAACGUCCGAGUGCACGUUGAUAGGGUCAUAUGCAGCCUGAAGAACUACAGAAUAGUCUCUCAAACAGGGCCCAUUAACCUUGCCCCGAAAUUUGACAAAAUUCUGAGAGUCUGUGCAGGUCUAUGUAACCUACGUGGGGACAUUAUACAAGAAGAUAAGUAAUAAGAUGUUCAAUCAGUUAUAAGUUAAAUCAGUUGUAAUGGUUACAUGGUUAAAAGCCUACGUGCAAGUUAACCGUAAGUUUUGAAUAAUGGGUACAUAAAGCACUCACAAUAUGUGUAUCAUUUUAAAAUGUCUCCAAAACAGUGUUAAAGUUAAAGUUUUAUUUAUU